This is a messenger RNA of Brienomyrus brachyistius, 10069 nucleotides long. Its product is annotated as trinucleotide repeat-containing gene 6A protein-like. Gene Ontology annotation, biological process: miRNA-mediated post-transcriptional gene silencing; positive regulation of nuclear-transcribed mRNA poly(A) tail shortening. Bases 237 to 6101 code for a protein of 1954 amino acids. Gene Ontology annotation, cellular component: P-body; nucleoplasm. The record is from RefSeq and is a predicted model, not a curated record. The transcript is spliced from 24 exons. Gene Ontology annotation, molecular function: nucleic acid binding. NCBI's taxonomy places the organism in Eukaryota, Metazoa, Chordata, Actinopteri, Osteoglossiformes, Mormyridae.
CGUGGGGGACGGAGGGAGGAGACAGGGAGGUUAGCGUGCGAAGAAAAUGGCGGAUGCGCAGCUGUACGGCUUCUCUUCGGAAACGCCGCAGACGCCAUAAGCUCCGCCAGCCUUAUCGCUCGCUUUCAUUUUCGCUCGGUUGCACUUUAAAUUCAUGAGAGAAUUGGAAGCUACAGCCACCAAAGACAGAAAGGAGACAAAGCAGGCAUAUAGAGCAAGGAAAGGAAGAACAGUUGAUGGAAGAAAGGAAAAGAAGGAAGGGUAGCAAAAAGUACGAAGCUGGUUUGAAGAAGGCCAGUGAACAAAAAAACAAAGUGCCAGAACAUACCAAGUCCAGUUUAAGCCAGCCUCAGCCUGCCAACUUGCGGAGUGACGGCGCCCCUGUAACAAGCGGCGUCAGCAAUGCCAAGCGGGCCCCCGCCAGCACCCAGCCGCAGGUCCCACCCAGACACCCGCCCCGCGAAGUUCCUCCGCGAUUCCGCCAGCAGGAGCAGAAGCAGCUGCUGAAGCGAGGCCAGCCUCUUCCCGUCGCCCCCGCCGCCACACUGGGAACCCGAGCUCCUUUCGCCUCCCACCCAGCAGGGGGCGCCCAGCCUGCCGGCGAGGGGCCUCUCCAGAGGACCCAGCUCCCAGGCAUGCCUCCCAUACGGGAUUUGGGCAGCCAGUCUUCUAACCAGACAGAUCUGAAUGAGAGUAGUCUAAUUUCUCAUUAUGAAAAUUUGCAUUGGAAUUCUGGUUCAUCUGGCAGUGACUCCAACUCCACUUGGGACAAAGUUGUUGUAGAAGCCUGCAGCAGGGAAGUCUGGCCUACAGCCAGUAGUGAGCCAGAGUUAACCCCAGAAUGUAUGGACACUGAUGCUGCCUCAAGCUCUGGGUCUGAGAAAAACGUCAGUAUAAUGGCUUCUGGGAACGGUAGUGGCGACAGCAAUGGAAAUCGACAAGGCAAUGGACAUGGUUCUCAGUUUAUGGUUGCAAAUGGCAGCAAUAAUAUGGACAGCGGGAGUAUUACGGGACCGUGGGCGGUGUCCCAUGGGUCAAUGCUAAGCACAUGUCAGAGCCCAGGGGAAGGCCUUAAUGGCAAAUUAACCGAAAGUAGCCAUGGUAAAUUAAAUGCAUGGGGUACCCUAGGUUCCUCAACCAAUGGAGGUAUAAAUCCAAGCACUUUGAACCCAAAUGCCAACCAUGGUGCCUGGCCUGUUUUGGAAAACAGUGGGCAUAAUCAACAUGGGCCUGUGGGAAAUGGGAAUAGUGGCACCAGUAUUCAACGUAGCACCAUAGGUCAAACGCCCAGCAGUCAGAGUAACUCUAAGAUGGGCUUAUCUGCCCAUACGUCCUGGGGGAGCCUCCAGGACAACAAUGCAGAAUUUGACAUCAAUGGUACAAGUAAGGUUUCGUUUAACGGGCAACCUCAAAACCUUAACACUGAUUUGAAUGGACCAAAUAACACUACUAACAUGAUGACCUCUAGUUUACCAAACUCUACUGGUUCAGUGCAGAUUAAUGAGCUGCCUGUAGGGCAACAAGCCUGGCAGGUGAGCUCAGGAGGCUCAUCUCAGCUCCAAGCCUCAGCAGUUUCUAACGGCACUUCAAUUUCUCAGCAUGGCAGCAGCGAGGGAAUAAACAGCGAGUCUUACGGCACAGCGUGGGGAGCUCCAAGAGAUGCCAGUUACUCUGGAGACAAAUGCCCUGUCCCUAAAGGCCAUGCUGUGGGUGACACUGUGAACGCAACUCUAAUGCAGUCUGGAGUGAAUGGAUCCACUGCAAGCGCUGCUUCUUUUAAUAAUAGUGUAAGGGGGGGUCGCGUUGGAGGUUGGGAUUCCGGGCCCUCGGCCUCCCAAUCAAUAGCCUGGGGAGGAGGAAGUGGUGUUGGACCCACAGGGAUCCCUCGCCCCUGGGGCAGCGCAUCAUCCUCUUCAUCGUCGUCAUCCUCUUCGUCUUCAAACACUGGCACUAAGGUCUCAAACGGUGAAUGGAACUCUCUGCCUGGCAACAAUCAGCAUUCCAGUGAUGGCAUGAAUGGGAGCAGGAAGGGAACAAAUGGAUGGAUGUCAAUGGAAGAAGAUGCUUUAGGUGAGGGGAGUGCUAGGCAAGUCACCCAGAUCAGCAGUCAGGGUGGCUCCUGGACCAAGUCGACUGGUAGUGAAGGUAGUGGCGAAAGCACUGGCAGUCAGGGCGAAAGAGAUGCACAGCGAAGCACCGGCCGCAGGAAGCCAACCUCCCAUGGGCUGGUGCAGACUGUGCUCUCCAAGGCCGAUUUAGACCCUCGUGUUCUGUCCAACAGUGGCUGGGGCCAAACACCAGUACGACAGAACACCACAUGGGACAAAGUGAUAUCUUCCAACUCUGACAAAAAGACCGAAAAUGGGACAGAGGCUUGGGGCAGCUUUGGCUCCCGGGCUCCUAAUUCUGGAGGAUGGGGGGAUGGGCCAGGCAGCAAAAAUGAUGCUUCAUCAGUAACUGGUUGCACAGAGCCAAAACCUGCCUCAGGGUGGGGCGACGCCAAAGGCCAGGAUGGUUGGGAGGACAAUUCCAUAGCUGGAGUUGGCAAGGGCAAUCCAUCAUGGGGGAGCAGCAAAGACAAAUCCUGUACCUGGAACGAUGCACAAAAGGGCAAGCAGGGAUGGAUUGAAAGACAGAAAUCCAACCAAGGAUGGGGUGGUCCUCCUAGUGCUGAUGGAUGGGGAGAAGUUUCACGUGGAAAUCAGUGGAGUGAACCAGUCAAAUCAGGCUCUGGUGGCUGCGAUAGUGAUAGUGACCGGUCAGGGUCCGGUUGGAGUGAUCAAGGUAGGAAUGGCCCAAGCAACACUUGGGGAAGCAGUACCGGAGGAACUGUCCUCAACAAUAAUGCUCCAUCUGGGUGGGGAGAGCCAUCCAAGCCAAAUCAUCAGAAGCAGGGCUGGGGAGACCCCAGCAAAACCAGCAAUCCGAGCCAGGGCUGGGGAGAGCCCAUGAAACCCAGCCACCCUGCUCCUGAUUGGAAUGAUGGCACAAAAUCCUCCAAAUCCCCAGACUGGAACAAGCCACAAGACACCACCCCGGGGCAGGCCUGGGGGAGCGGCUCCUCACAACCUGGGGCCUCUUCCACAAACAAGCCCUCAGGUUGGCUUGGAGGGCCAAUCCCUGCUACCAGCAAUGAUGACAAAUCUACAGGCUGGGAGGAACCUUCUCCUGAAUCUAUCAGACGUAAAAUGGAGAUUGAUGAUGGUACUUCAGCCUGGGGGGAUCCCAAAAACUAUAAGUAUAAUAGUGUGAACAUGUGGAAUAAGAACAGUGGAAGUGAGCAGGAGGGACCUGUGGCACAGCAGCAGUCUCAUCCACCGAAACCGACACUUCAACCACCCGCAAGUUCAAUGCCCAGCAAGGAUAAAACUAGUGGGUGGGGAGAGCCUUAUGGGUCAGCCCAGAAGUCAGAGUCCUCUUGGGGGGAGCCGUCAGGCCCUCCAGUAUCUGUUGACAAUGGUACUUCAGCCUGGGGGAAACCCAUGGACACGGGGACAAGCUGGGAAGAACCAGGCAGGCAGAAUACAGGCACAAGUGGCUGGGGAAGCACAGCAGUGGGGCAACAGCAACAGCAAAACACUGGACCCAAACCUGUGCAAAGCAACUGGUGCGGUGAAGAAAUGCCUUUGGCCGAUGCACACCAUCCCAGCUGGGAGGAAGAGGAGGAGGUUGAGAUCGGGAUGUGGAAUAACACCCCUUCCCAGGAAGUGAACCAAACUGGGAACUGGCCUUAUGUGAAGAAACCAUCAAAGGUUAACAAAGGAGUCAACAAGCAAGAUGAUGCAUGGAUGAAUCAGUUUGUCAAGCAGUUCAACAACAUGAACUUCUCUAGGGAAUCUUCUGAAGAAAUCUUAAAGAGCAAUAAAAUGGAUAUAUCUGGAGGGAUGUUGGCAGAUAAGCGUAUGGAUGUGGACAAACAUGUUCUGAAUAUGGAUUACAACGGUGUGAUUGGAAAGAGUUCCGGACCACGGCAUCACAUCUCCAAAGAGUCUUCCAUGGACCGAAGUCCCUAUUUUGAUAAGAAUGUUAACCCAGUGUUCAAUGGCAGUAAUGCAGCAUCAGCACAAGCCAGGAGCUCACAGCAGCCUCCAGCGCAACCUCUCAACUCAUCUCAGCCUAACCUCCGCUCUCAAGUGCCUCCUCCAUUGCUUUCCCCUCAGGUUCCAGCAUCUUUGAAGUAUCCCCCGAACAACGGAGGUCUCAAUCCUCUGGCUUUUGGUCCGCAGCAGGUUGCCAUGUUGAACCAGCUGUCCCAGUUAAACCAGCUCUCCCAGUUGCAGCGUCUCCUCCUGCAGCAGCAGAAGGUCCAGAACCAGAGGAACAUGCCCAUCAAUGGCCGUCAUCCACAUGACCAGCCGGGCCGACCGCUGGGCUCCAUGCAGCAGAUGAUGCAGCCGCCUCGCCUCCUCGAUCCUUCCAUGCUGAAGCAGCAGGCUUCCCCACAGCCGCCUGCUCUGCCUCAGUCAGGCCUCAAGUCUUACCUAGAGAACCUCAUGCCCCAAAACGUCCCAGACCUGCAGAAAGAGCAGAGCUCCCUUGGCUCGUUCGGCAACUUCCCUUUAGGUGGGUUUCUCCCCCAUCCUAACUCGGGCCAGGCCGUGAAGCCUCCCACCAUGGCUGCUGCGGACAUGCCAGCCAGUAAUCACGGUCAUAGCCUCCUUAUUCCCCCCGUGAGCGAUGGCCGUGCCGCGCCUGGCUCGCCUGUACACCCCCAGUCAGGGAGGACGUUCCCAAGCCAUGAAACAGACUCUGCAAGAGGCUUAAACUCAAACUUGAAUGUAAACAAUCUGGAUAUUGUCAGUAUUAAUUACAAAGAGCCACAGUCCCGACUAAAGAAAUGGACUGCCUUGGAUAUUCCCCUCAACUCACCUCUAGAUCAAAACUCCAAACCCGGUGCUAUUUCCUCUGGGCUGAGGCUCGAAGACUCCCCCUUUGGUCCAUACGACUUCAUGAACCCCAGUGACUCUCCUGUCAGCCCCCACGGGCCUGUGGGAGAUGGUUGGCCCAGCCGUGCCAAAUCGCCUCAUGGCUCCAACAACAUGAACUGGCCCCCAGAAUUUCGGCCUGGUGAGCCAUGGAAAGGAUACCCGAACAUUGACCCAGAAACUGACCCGUACGUGACCCCUGGCAGUGUGAUCAAUAACCUGUCUAUCAAUACUGUCCGGGAUGUUGAUCACCUCAGGGACAGAAAUAAUGGGUCAACCUCAUCUCUGAACACCUCGCUGCCUUCAACUAGUGCCUGGUCCAUUCGUGCCUCCAACUACAGUGGUUCCCUCAACAGUACAGCACAAAGCACUUCAGCCAGAAAUAGUGACUCUAAAUACACAUGGUCUCCUGGUACAGUCACCAACACCUCUUUGGCCCAUGAGCUGUGGAAGGUUCCCCUGCCGCCGAAGGGAAUCAGCGCUCCGUCCCGCCCGCCCCCUGGCCUGACGGGUCAGAAGCCCCCCCCAUCCUGGGACAGUUCACUGAGGCUGGGAUGUUGGGGCGGCUCUGAUUCCAGAUUCACUCUUGGUUCCAGUUGGGGCGACAACAGCUCAGGGAGAACAACUAACUGGCUCGUUCUCAAAAAUCUCACACCUCAGAUUGACGGCUCCACCCUACGCACCCUGUGCCUGCAGCAUGGUCCACUGAUAACAUUCCACUUGAAUCUGCCCCACGGCAACGCUGUCGUCUGCUACAGUUCGAAGGAGGAGGCGGUCAAGGCACAGAAAUCUCUGCACAUGUGCGUUUUAGGGAACACUACUAUUCUCGCUGAGUUCGCUAGUGAAGAGGAAAUUAGCCGUUUCUUUGCACAAGGUCAGUCCAUGGCCCCCUCACCGAACUGGCAGGCCCUGGGCGCUUCUCAGAACCGGAUCGGGUCAGUGGAGAGUCCUCAUCCUUUCCCCAACCGCAACGAGCCGAACCACUGGAACGGUGCUGGGCUGACGGGGGCUGGCGGCGGAGAGCCACACGGCAUCUCCCUCUGGGGUGCGCCUAACUAUUCCACUAGCUUGUGGGGGACCUCCGGUGGUAGCGAGAGCCGGGGAAUCAGCAGCCCGUCCCCCAUCAGCUCCUUCCUCCCCGUCGACCACCUGGCUGGAGGUGGGGAUACCAUGUAGACCAUCUUUCACCUUCUGACCUAGACUGACCUCAGUGUGGAAUAAUAAUAAUAAUAAUAAUAAUAAUAAAUAAUAAUAAUAAUAACAAUAAUAGUAGUAACAAACGGCACUAGUUUUACUCUUUCCCAGCUAUGAAAGAUGGGGUCACUCUGUUUUCCACUUUUUCUUUUAGCCCAAAACAUAUCAGUUUGAAUACUUGAAUCAUGCAAGGCCAAUAUUAUAAUGUGAAAGCAGAUAUUUACACUUCCAGGUAGUGCUACUCGUACGGAAAAAGAUGUUUCAGAUGAGCUCAUUCGUUCAUCCAUAAUGUUUAUUUGAAUUCCAUAGUUAUAAUUUGCGUUUGUUUUUGCUGACAAUGUUGGAGUAUGAGCUUUUAACUUUGCACUGAAUGUCGUUUUUUCUCAGUAUAAUCUGCAAUAUCGAGGGAACCGGCAGUUCCAGUGUAGUUGUUUACUCAAGGAUGUUCUUAAGUGUGCGCUCUACUAUGCCUCGAUGUACGCCUACCUUAUUGUGGUAUUGUGGAGUUCAACAUCAACAUAUAGAUGCUGACUUAGGAUUAUUUGACAAUAUAAAAAAAGUAUUGCACCAGUUGUCGUGUUUAAAACUAAAGAAUUUAGCUCUGCAGUGUAUAAAAGAAAACAAUUAAAAUUUUAAAAAAUUGUAGCCACAGCUGUGACUUGCAAGCCUGACCUGCAAGUCAGGGGAACAGCACUUUCAAAUAGGCUUUCGGUUUUGUUUUGAGGAGGGUCACAUUUUGCCCUCUUGUUUACAGACUUUUUUUUUUUUUUCCCUCGAGGAAAAGUGUUUACUCCAUUUUAAAAUAAAAAAAAUAUAUAUAAAAAUUACAAAAAAAUAAAAAACAAAAAAAAAAAAAAAAAAGUUGGAAAAAAACAAAAAUAGAAAAAUGACAAAAAGCUUUCUAUCUCUGGGAAUACUGAUCAGUGUUUGGCCAUUUUUCUAUUCCUCUCGUCUGCUAAAUAACGAGCAUGGUUCUCAGGAAACUUCUCCAGAUCCCCCACGUACAAACUCCUUGUAGAAAAAUCCAACUUUUAGCACUGAAACUACUUAUAGCUCUGUAAGUUUUUCUCUGCCAAAUAACUGCUUUAAGCUGGAGAUAUUCUACAUGUUGCUUUCGGAAAUGCUGUCUUUUAUUAGCGAGUGGAGGAGGUUGUUUUGCCGAAUCGCUAAAUUUCUAUCGUUCCUUCCCUUUAUUCCCAUUGAGUGGCUCGAUGUUUUGCUCUUUGUGACUCUCGGACUUAAUUGUUGUACCUUACGAAAAACGCCGAAAUCAGUAACUAUGCAUACUGUAACCAGAGACAUGGCUUACAGAAUCACCUUUUGUUUAUGAAAUGUUUUAAAUAUUUGAUUGCGAAUAUGUUAUUUGCAAGACUCUCUUUGCCACAAUGGUGUUUAAACAAAAAAAAAAAUCUUGUUUGUUCAUCAAGGUUGACAUUUUAACAGUGCAAAAGUCACCCACAUUUCAUUGCCUUGAUUCAAAUUGUCUGAAGAUGCAACACGUCAAGUGGCUUUUUCCAGUUUACAGAUUGUGAUUGUAACGUGUACAGUUUGGUUAUUCACAUCUGAAGUUCCUCCACAGUAAUAAAUCCUGACAUAUUUUUGGCUGCUCAGUACAUGUUUGUUGUUGACGUUGUUGAGGUUGUUUCGUCGUUGUCGUCAGUUUUGUCUUUUAAAACGCAGAGCCUCUAAGUGGCUCUGGAAGGCUAGUACAGUGGUGAAUGUAAUCUUUUUCUGGUAGUUUGGAAAUGUGCGGAAACAAUGUGCAUAUGUGUAUAUAUACAAACCAUAUUGAUUGUUUAGUUUCUACAAUGAUGCACAAUUUAAAAAAAGAAAAAGCUUCAAAGAAAGAUUUCAGCAUUAGGCUGUGCCACGGACCUUAAUUUAUAUAUAUAUAUUUUUGUUUCCUUUAUCCAUAUUUGAAAAGCAUUUUACAGAACCUUGAGUAUUACCCUGAACAGUGGCAUGCCAGUAUAGAACCAUAAAGAACACGCUCUACCAAAUAUGAAUCGAUCAAAAGAUUCUCCAGCUUCAGAACUUGUUUCUUUUAGCAAAUGUUAAGUGGAACAUAUAAACCAGGUUUAUUCUUAGAAUAUAUAUAUAUAACAAAAUGCUGAAAUGAAAUUUGCACUUGGUGUGUGUGUGUAUGUAUACGUUUUUUAAUAUAUAUAUAUAUAUAUAUAUAUAUAUAUAUAUAUAUAUAUAUAUAUAUAUAUAUAUAUAUAUAUAUAUAUAUAUAUAUAUAUAUAUAUAUAUAUAUAUAUAUAAUAUAAAAAAACAUAGAUCAGACAGGCUGUAAUUGGGGUGCGUGUAGUUCCUGAUCAGAUGGGAGCGAUGUUGGAGGUUUUUGGAUCGCCGGCUCCGAGUUUAUGGCUGUCGUUCAGUUUAUUCUGUACUCUGGUUUCUUAGCUGUGGUGGUGCUCAGUCCAGGUUUUCUCCAUGUCCACCAUCUCCAUUCCCUCGCAGUAGGAGCGAGGCCGGGAUGUCUUAGUCUGGAAGACACAAGCAGACACUGAUGCUCUGAGGCAUUAUAACUGCAUCUCUCUACUACUCGCACGACUCUAUGAAUACUCUCGCUUAGUGAUACUUUACAGGUAGCCUCAGUGUUUUCAUUUUUGCAGUUUACUUCCUGAUGUAGUGGCCAUUUCCCCUGUUGAGGUUAGGAUUCUUCUCCUUUGUGUCACAGAACUCCAGACGUGACUCAGCCGCACUGCUUUGCGGACACAGGCAUGUUCAUAUUUUCCCUGCUCCCAAGUGCUUAUGUGUUCAAUCGAAGUGAAUCAUGGGAUUGGGGCAUCCGCCUGCCCACCCUCCCUCCCCUUCUCGCCUUCUGGUCCCGUCAGCUUUAUCGUUCACCUACAUAGAACUGUCUGAUGUUAGACAAUAUUGAUCUUGCGGGGGUCUCAUGCCAAAAUAGAGGAGUGGGCUGAAAGGGAUUGGUUCUUUCGUGAAAGCUGGACAAUGUUUAUGCUUGAAAUGAUCAUCUACAAAUAGCUACUGUGAGAAAAAUAAAAUGAGCUAUGUACAAUCCCCGUCGCUGCUCUGCAGUUUUUCUAUUGCCAGGCCUAAGUGAAGGAAAUUUCUGGCCUGGCAUAUUUACUAUUUUUUAAAAGAAUCCGUGUUUUAAAUGCUCCCUGCUGUUUCUCAUUAGGCUAGAGCAAUUUACCUUUUAAACUACAAGCACUGCAGUCUUGUUGUUUUUACAAACCCUUAAAGCUUUGGUAAGAUUCGCACAAAACGGGCAGUCUGAACACCUGGGUACUUCGCGUGUAUCCGGCCCUCGAGUAAAGGCAGGCGUCUGUCACCUGGGGCUGUCCGCAUGCACUCGCACGUGCAUUUUAAACAAUCCUUUGUCGUGGCAGAGAGUUAAAACCACUUUUAAAAUGUGCCAUGUAUUUUGAAAUGUUGGCCAGUUGUAGCAUCUAGCUGUGAUUCACUGUACUCAAGUCCCCCUAUGGAUUUUGUUUAUAAUAAAUCAGAUGUCGGAAGGUUUGAAGUGCUCACUUAUAACUGUUAUGCACAUUGCUUUGGUACUGUUUAAACAAUGUAUAGAAAACAAUAAGUAUCUUAAAUGAACAAGAAGUGCUUUUUGAGACUUCCGAUGUCAUUUGAGAAUUUUUAUCAAGGGGAACUGCACUUUUUGAAGGACAAUCCUAAUUUGUAUUGAUAUAAAUUGACUAAAGGUCUAAUACAAGGUAGAAACUGUCAAUUGUGUGAAUGUUUCCACUGAUGCAGUCAUUAACUAUUUUUUUUUAUUUUAUUUUAUUUUUUUCCUCUUUGUUGCUUGCGUUCGGAUUUUAGUGCUGAUAUGUAAUGAAAAUGUAGGUUUAGGUCUUUUGUUGAUUGUACUUUCAGACUGAUUACUGUUUGUAAAGUUGUGCUGAUCUCUGCGUCAGAAUUCGAAGCUGUUCAACUCGGGUUUAACCCACAAUAAAGUUUCAGCAGUGUGUGUA